CUAACGUUAUCUAGUAGAAAACGAGCAAAGUAACAGUUUGGUCGGCUUUUAACUUUUUGUCACGUUGAGCUGGCAAUGUUGCAUUUUACCUCAACGCGACAGUACUUUGAUAAUGCAACAAUCUGUGUUUGUUUAUUAUUUAAUACUAGCGUGCUGUCUAUUUGAACAGAGUGUAGGGUAGAAGAAUCCGACGGAACGUGAGACCCUGCGGAACAUCUCGAGAAGACGACGUUGCUACUUGCUAGGCUAGCUAGCUACCCACUUGGGUGCGGGUUGGAGGGACAUAUAAUAACAAAAUAUUGAAGAUUGUUUUAAGUUAGCUAGCCAGUUUAUAAAAUAAUGCCCAGCAAAAAGAAGAAAUACAAUGCCAGAUUCCCUCCGGCGAGGAUUAAGAAGAUUAUGCAGACUGAUGAAGAGAUAGGCAAAGUGGCUGCCGCAGUUCCUGUCAUCAUAUCACGAGCUCUGGAGCUGUUCCUGGAGUCUCUCCUGACGAAAGCCUGUCAAGUCACCCAGUCCCGGAACGCAAAAACAAUGACAACCUCACACUUAAAACAGUGCAUUGAACUGGAGCAGCAGUUUGACUUCCUGAAGGACCUGGUAGCGGCAGUGCCGGACAUGCAGGGCGAGGGAGAGGACAACCACGCAGAGGGAGGGGAAAAGGUUGCGCGCAGAGGUCGAAAGCCGGGGUCAGGCCGCAAGAACGGAGGAGCUGGCUCCAAGGGAAAGGACAAGAAGCUAUCAGGCACAGAGUCGGAGCAAGAGGAUGACUCUGAGGACAGCGAGACAGACGAGGAUGAGGAGGACGGGUCUCAGUCAAGCACAAACCUGCAGCCGCAAUCCCGAUUCCACAGCCCAGACGCCAUGCCACCCCAGUACCUCCACAUGGGCACUGCACAAGGGGGCCUGGUCAUGCCCCUGGGCUCUUUUGCCCCCCACCCCUCGCUGAUGGGCACCGCACCCCCGCCUCCCCCCUCCUUGCCGCACAAAGACGAAGACAAUGAUGAUGAAGACUAUGACUCUUAGCUCCCCCCACUCUUUUACCUUUCAUUUUCUCUUAAGUUGUUAUUUUAUGUGGCUGCAUUGAGAAAGAGGUGAGUCUGAGCAGACGCUCACAUGCAGCCCAUUGUUAAGGAAAAGCCUCCAACAACUGUCAGUAAGGCGUGUAGACACGACAGCCUGCACCACUGAAGACCAGUAAUCGGUUGUAUAUUGUGUUUUAAUAAUUUUUUGUUCUUAUUUUAUUGUGGAGAAAAAAUGUACCAGGUUGUUUUAUAAAACAGGUGGUUGUUAUAUUUGGACUACAAAAAAAUUGCAGUUGAUGUUCUGAAAGGCCCCCGGCCCAGCCCAAGGACCGGUUUGAUUAAGUCCCCCAUUGUAGUUUGCACUUUGGUUAUUCUCUCAUCUCUCUCUUUGUUUUCUGCAUACGUCAUUGGUGUUCAACGAACAUAUCACUCCAGUUCCAUGUCCACUUCUUCAACGUCUGCUCAAGUUCAGUUGAGAUGAACAAACUAUAAUGCCUGUGCAACCUAACAUAGCCUCAUAGAAUACUGUACACACCCCUUCUCGAGAUGAAUUCAGAGCAGCAGUUGGUUGUAUUUUGAAAGUGAUCAGCACUUACCUAUAGCAAAGGGAGAUGAGAUUAUUGUCUGUGAGGGUUAUUAUGAACUUGGCAGAGCGGUUAGAUCUUGGUCUUGCUUUCAGACUUGGUCGUCAUCGCACGUGGCUAUUCCAAUUGUUAGGCUACAUAGGCCCUCAAAAUGAACUGGUAAGGAGAUGUAUUUUACUAUAGGUUAUGAAUUCUUCUCAAUGUGACUGCGGAGUUGUGGAUUUUUCCCCUUUUAAUGCACAUUUUUAUGACGAUAAUUUAUCCUCAUGAAGACCUUGUCCAUUAGCUUACGUCAACCAUAUUCACAUGUCAUUACAACUCUGAUUGGAUGUUUUUGUUCAUUUGAAAUUUGGGUGACAAGUCACUGCUUUGGAGGUAUGACAUGAAAUAUGUUGUUUUGUACCCCCUCACCCCAACUAUCUCCUUCUUGAAGACAGAUGUGUCUGUGCUGGCUAUUCUUAUCUGAAGGAUACUGUGAUGCUCCUCCUGGACCAUAACUUUGUUUUUAAAGUUGUUAAACCUCACCCCCUUCCUUCUCACCUAUAAUUUGCGUAAUUUGUUUUCAAAAAGAUCACGUACCCUCCCCUCACUUGGAAUAAAAUUAUCCUUUGUAUUGUUUUUAUUUUUCUCUCUAUUAGAUAGUUUUAAUGUACUCAUUGAAAAGCAGAGAAGGAUAAGUCUCCCGUUUCUGUGUCUGUGUUGAUAUUAAAUGUUUGAAGGUAGGCCGUUGAAUCUGACGCUGUAUGUAAACUUUUAACAUUCUUUUUAUUUUGUAUGGGUGAAAUAAAGUUCAGAUUUCAAUAAAACACUG
Molecule: messenger RNA, 2417 nt
Organism: Coregonus clupeaformis (lake whitefish)
Lineage: Eukaryota; Metazoa; Chordata; Actinopteri; Salmoniformes; Salmonidae
Product: dr1-associated corepressor
Exons: 7
Coding region: 340-1023 (227 amino acids)
Biological process (GO): positive regulation of transcription by RNA polymerase II; transcription by RNA polymerase II; negative regulation of transcription by RNA polymerase II
Cellular component (GO): negative cofactor 2 complex; nucleus
Molecular function (GO): transcription coactivator activity; protein heterodimerization activity; core promoter sequence-specific DNA binding
Source: RefSeq, a predicted model, not a curated record